AUGGCCACAGCUCUACCUCAUGAUAGCACAGCAGCAGACAUCACUCAGUCUCGUUACAAUGAUACAAUCGAUGAACCAAUUGCUAAAAUCCUCACACCCAUCAAAGGUUACCGAGACACGCCACUUCUUCCACUGGAAGAAGACAUUUCUAGCGCGUCAAAUCUCUUUAUCGACUUGGAACAAAAUGUUUGGAUAGCUAAGCAUAACAUUCAGAGUUCUUUUGCAUUCCUUGAGUCACCCUUUACACCGUCACUACAACAGAAGCAACCACAGCAGCAAGAUGAUCAACCCAUGGUGCAGCAGCAAAUAAAAGAGAAACCAACAGAGGCUAGUUUAUCAACAACACUGGCCCCUGCCUCAAAUAGCUUGAUAAGCCUUCACGAUUCAUUAGAGUUCAGUAAACUGAAAGAAAAACCGCGAUUAACUAUUCUGAUAGUGCAAUCGAAUUGUAAUCUACCUGAAUUUUGGCGUCCAGAUCAAGUCUGUUGGUCAACCUACCACAAUCGAUUUUUUAUCUUGUAUUCCAAAGCACUCUAUUCACUGAGUGUUUUUCCACUAAUACGAUUGAAAAAACUCAAAGAAUUCAGAAAAUCAUUUAAGAAAUGUACAUGUUACGAUGAAAUUUUACUUGUGGCCACAUCCAGUCAAAUUGAAAGCUACAGUUUGAAAGCUGAUUAUAAAUUACUUAAAUCGUAUGAUGAAGAAGACGACCGAACGAUUGAUGCCAUUCAGUUUAGCCAUAAUGGAACUCAUCUCGGCGUCGCUCUAUCUGAAGACAGUUCAUUAUUGUACACUUCAUAUCGUUCAUGGUUCGAACUUCGUAAUUCAAAUGAUAUGUCAGUUCUACAUAAAGUUGAUUUAAAACAGAGUGAAUGGAAUUAUUCAAUUUUAUCCUUACCAACAGAAGAAUUUUUAAUUUAUUCAGCAGAUGUUAAGAAGUUCUAUCUAAUUGAUUCAAACAAGAAACAAUCGAAAGCUACUAUUCCCUAUAGUAAAGACAAAACAAUUGACUUAGCAGUUUAUAUCGCUGAGUUAAACUGUCAACGAGAUGGUAAACUACCAUGUUAUCUAAUACCAGAGACAACACAAGGUCCUUACUCAUGGAAUACGUCAGACUUUCGGAAAGAUAUCACGGAAGGAAAAUCCGGUAUCCCACUUCGUUUAUCAGUCACAGUUAUUGACACGAAUAACUGUUCAGCUAUUGCAAAUGCGUUCGUAGAAAUCUGGCAAUGUGAUGCUAUAGGCAUCUAUUCUCGUUUUGAACAAGCGAGCAAUAACAUAGCCAACGCUCAACCGGACAAUACAACAUAUCUUCGUGGUUUUCAGUUAUCCGAUUCCAAUGGGUCUGUCACUUUUCAGACCAUUUAUCCUGGAUGGUAUCGAGGACGAGCGACACAUAUUCAUGUACGAGUUCGUUUUGGAGGUAUUAUAGCGCAAGAAACUCAGUACUACGUUAAUGGAACCAUCUCUCAUACCGGGCAAUUUUUCUUCAAUGAGAUUUUUACCGAUCAAAUUGCUCAAUUGGGCCCAUAUAACACGCACAGAAUAAAUCGUACAUUGAAUGAUCGGGAUGGUAUUUAUCGGGAAUCGAAUGGAUCGUAUCAGAUAGUUGACGUUCAGUAUGAGAAUCCAAAAACUGGUUUCGUAGGAGGUCUUUGUGGAAGUGUUGUUGUGGGAGUGAAUUCAAGCAGAAUAUCAAGUGGUGACGAUGGCAGACCACCACCGCCGCCGGGAAAUCGUACAUCAACAGCUCCAUCAACAACUUCAUCAAUAACUCCAUCCACAACUACUAGUUCAGCAGCAUCUACUGCCUGCUUUACGUUCUAUAAUUUAUUCGCUUUACUCUUUAUCAUUAUUCUAAACUGGAUCCCAUCCCGAAAAGAAUAUAACGUUUUAUAUGAGGAAAAAUAG
Didymodactylos carnosus is the source of this 1911-nucleotide messenger RNA. The record is from the annotation of a GenBank genome assembly. Lineage: Eukaryota; Metazoa; Rotifera; Eurotatoria; Philodinida; Philodinidae.